AUGGCCAAACUGAAGAUUUACUACGAUAUGCAACAGAGUGUGUGGAAGGUAAGAACCAUCGUUGACGAACACAACCACGAGCUUGCCCCAGCGAUGUUUACAAAUCUCCUUCCUAGUCAUCGAAAGAUGAGCGAAGGCGACAAGGCACAGGUGGAUAGUUUCAAGCAGUUUGGGAUCCCAACCUCGAAAAUAAUGGCUUACAUGGCAGGGCAAUCUGGUGGGUAUACAGCCACUAUCGGUUACUUAGAGGGUAAGGCGAAUGUGGACAUGAUGACCUCGGCACGCUACACACAGACCUCGGAUAAUCGGCUGGGUAGCCUAUUUUGGGCUGAUGGGGAGAUGAUGGCAGACUAUCAGCUAUUCGGUGAUGUUUUGGCAUUUGAUUCUACGUAUCAUUCUAACAAGUACAGGAAGCCACUGGUGGUAUUCUUUGGGUCAAAUCACCACAAACAAACAUCUAUUUUUGGGUUCGCGUUGCUUGAGGAUGAAGAGGUUCAUACUUACCAAUGGGUGUUAUUGAACCUGCUAGACGUGAUGGGACAUAAGAAGCCUUGUGUAGUAGUCACGGAUGGGGACAAGGCGAUGCGAGCUGCAAUUGCAGAGGUGAUCCCAACCACAAAACAUAGGUUGUGCUGUUGGCACCUUGAGAAGAAUUGCGUCCAGAGGGUUAAGGAGACAGAAUUUUGCAAGGUUUUUCAAAAGGUGCUGUAUGCCAACUUGGAUAUCAAUGAGUUCGAGGACUUUUGGAAGACGCUGGUUGAGUCGCUUGGCCUACAAGAUAACAUCUGGGUUCAGAGCACAUACGAUAGUAGAGAAAGUUGGGCAAUGGCCUACCUGAGGGGCACAUUCUGUGCGGUAUACAGGACAACCUCAAGAUGUGAAGGGAUCAAUGCUUUCGUUAAGGGUUUUCUUAGAUCAACUGAUAGCAUUUUGGAACUUGUACACAGUUUAGAUCAAGUUGUGAAAGACUAUCGGAAUAAUGAAGUAAUGGCCCAAUUCUAUUCUACCUAUUAUACUCCUGUGCUAACGACCGGACUUGAUUCGAUCGAGCUGUUUGCUUCGAAGGUGUAUACACGAGCGGUUUUCAGAGAAGUGAAAAAACAAAUAAAGGGUGUGGCGACGCUAUUGUUUCAGGGCAGGGACGUCAUUAGCAUGACGUGUGUGUACAAGUUUUCAAAGAUGAGGAAACCUAAUAGGACAUACAAGGUGUUGUAUGAUCCGAACGAGGAAAGGAUUGAUUGUGAAUGUUCAAUGUGGAACAGUGAGGGGAUUCCCUGUAGUCAUAUAUUCUAUGCGAUAAAGUAUGAGGGCUUGGAAAAAAUACCGGGCGGUCUUAUUUUGAGCAGAUGGUGCAAGGAUGCAAAGGAAUGGAGAUCGAAACCCCCCGAAAGUACAGAGGGCCAUCAAGGACGCUUGCUUAGAUAUGGGGCCCUUUGUGGGGCGAUGAGUGUGGUAGCAAAACUCGGGGCAGAAGAUGCAAAUGAGUUUGUUGUGGCUAGAGACGGGAUUUCACGUCUCACAGCAGAACUGCAACGACGAGCAUACAACAAGCUAGGAGGGCCCCCGGGUUUAUCGUCGCUAUCUGGGCUGAAGGACCCGGUGGUGUCAAAGACUAAGGGUGCUCCGAGGAAGGGGAAGGAGAUGCAUUUCGGCAGCGAGGGUGAGCGGGAUCAUGGUGUUGCUGGCACUGACGCUUGCGUGGUCUAUAGUUCUGCGGAGUGUUCGUCAGCGAAACCAAGUGCCCCGUAUACAGCUGGAAGGACGCAAGAUGCCGACAAGGAUGGGGGCAUUCAGUCGGAGAACGGCGACAAUAGGCAGACUGUUCCAGAUUGUGCUGAAACAACCUCAACUCGGUCAAUGCAUGGGUGUAGUCUUGCGCAUUGUAGCCCCCACAUGGGUGUCGGCGGUGAGGGUUCCAACAUCUUUCUCGGAGGGCAACACAUCGAAUAG
Arachis duranensis is the source of this 1950-nucleotide messenger RNA. RefSeq names its product protein FAR1-RELATED SEQUENCE 5-like. Gene Ontology annotation, biological process: regulation of DNA-templated transcription. Lineage: Eukaryota; Viridiplantae; Streptophyta; Magnoliopsida; Fabales; Fabaceae. Gene Ontology annotation, molecular function: zinc ion binding. The transcript has 4 exons. The coding region runs from base 1 to 1950 and encodes 649 amino acids. The record is from RefSeq and is a predicted model, not a curated record.